Messenger RNA from Trichoplusia ni (cabbage looper), 954 nucleotides. RefSeq names its product 3-oxoacyl-[acyl-carrier-protein] reductase FabG-like. The transcript has a single exon. The coding region runs from base 38 to 787 and encodes 249 amino acids. Lineage: Eukaryota; Metazoa; Arthropoda; Insecta; Lepidoptera; Noctuidae. Gene Ontology annotation, molecular function: oxidoreductase activity. The record is from RefSeq and is a predicted model, not a curated record.
UAGUGCUCCAAUUUUUUUAGGCGUGAUAAAGGCUAAAAUGUUUGCAAACAAAGUCGUUCUCGUUACUGGUGGUAGCUCUGGUAUAGGAGCGGCUGCAGUCGAAGGUUUUGCUAAAGAAGGUGCCUUCGUUGCUUUCGUUGGAAGAAACGAAACUAAAUUGAAAGCAGUUGCAGAGCGUUGCGGAGCAAACACCUUCCCCAUAAAAGCUGACAUCGCCAAAGAUGAAGAAGCGAAGACCAUUGUGGCGAAAACCAUUGAGAAGUUUGGAAAACUUGAUGUCCUAGUGAACAAUGCUGGAAUCUCAAGAAUUGUUGGCUUAAGUGACCCAAAUAUAUUAGAUGCCUUCGAUCUGAUUAUGAACACGAAUCUUCGAGCUGUCGUCUUGUUAACCAAUUUGGCGAUUCCUUAUCUUAAAGAAACGAAAGGAAACAUCGUUAACGUGUCAAGCGUAGCAUCAACUACCAUUCCAUCUUUAAUGGAUGGCUUUGUAAGUUAUUGUGUUUCGAAAGCCGGAUUGGAUCAGUUUACCAGAGGUGCUGCUAAGGAAUUUGCAUCAUUUGGAGUAAGGGUGAAUUCUGUUAACCCUGGACCAGUUAUUACUGAUAUGGCAGUUAACAGUGGGAUUGAUAAUGUUCCUGACGAUGAUAUGAUGAAGAAUAUCACAGCAUUGGGAAGAGCAUCGGACGCCGAUGAAGUCAGUGAUCUUAUCCAAUACCUAGCUAGUGAUAAGGCUAGAAGUGUGACGGGAUCCUGUUUCGUUAUUGAUAAUGGCAUGCUUCUUAAGUGAUCUAUUUAUGUUAGUCCUCAUUUAUUGUGUUCGCGAUCAAUCCUUUUUUUUAAGUUGAUUGUAGUGUUGACUGUAAAAUGUCGUAUUUUAAAGUUGGUACCUAGCUGACGUGUAAGCUACAAGUUUAAGUUUUUUUUCAAUUGUAUUGAUUAAAUAAGUAUUUUAUA